Messenger RNA from Penicillium arizonense, 744 nucleotides. RefSeq lists its product as uncharacterized. Bases 1 to 744 code for a protein of 247 amino acids. The transcript has a single exon. The record is from RefSeq and is a predicted model, not a curated record. Lineage: Eukaryota; Fungi; Ascomycota; Eurotiomycetes; Eurotiales; Aspergillaceae.
AUGGACAACAACGACACUUCCAACGACAUCAUCCGUGAUGCCAUACGCAAAUCAAUUUCCUUCGGUAUGCGCGAGCGUGUCUACGACCAAGCACAAAUGAAAGCCUUGGAAAGUAACAAAGUGAUUGUUAUCUUCGGAGCCGGACGAUUUUCCGAAUGGAGAGAAAUGGCCUUGGGUCCAUUCUCAUAUAUUGCCAUUGAUCCAAAUAUUGAUACCUCACGACUGAACAAAUGGGGAAGUGGUUUUCAUGUGACACCCUACAAUUUUUCGGAAAGCUUUGACUCCCAAAUGGAGGCCGCAUCUCGCAGGCCAUCCACCGUCCUCUGGGCCAGAUGCACAAGUGAAGAUUUUCUAAGCAAAAGCUGCCGUCUUACUACAAUGGCGUCACUCGGUGUACCUGCGGUUUUUCCGUUCAGUGUUUCAUACCAUGUCACUGUCAUCAACAGACUCGUCGAGGCAAACGUCUCGGUCUACGGGUGUGGUUAUGUCCAUGAUGAUAUGCCCGCGGCUGGUGUAGGCUACUCCCGCGCAUCGAUGACACCCCGAUUUGAUCUUGAAGGCCGAAUGAUAGAUGUGACUGCUGCAGUUGGGAAAUCAGUAUACAUAGAGCCGGUACUAUUCACCGAUUCGGUCCCUGGUAUUGUUUGGGUUAAGGAAUCGGCCCCAGAUUUGUGGCAGGAGAUGGACGAGAAAACAGAUGCUUUGAUGAGAAGGGCGGUUUUUAUGUUCUCGCCGGUUCGGUAA